GUUAUGCAAAUUGAUAUCUUAGAUUUAUAAUGAGUACUGUUUAUAUUUAUCAGCCUGCAACACUUAUUUCUAAAAAUAAUAUCAUGGAAUCUCAAGGAAUAGAAGAAAAAGUGCUCGAGCAAUCAGUUGAAGCCCUCAUGAAUCGUUCUCGAGAAUUGAAAAAUGCUUUGGUACAAUUUAUUGCAAAAAUAGAUCACGAACAUGAAACUCUCACUUGGACAUCAGUCUUGGAUAGUUAUGCUCUGUUAUCGGGUCAAAUGAGUUCACUCUUCAACUUAUUGAAAGCUGAAAAAAUAGCACCUCUUCAAAAUUAUCCUAUCAUACCGUUACGCUUGGGCCAGGAUGACGACCAAUAUCUUGCUAAUCUAACGGAAGGUAGAUUGCUAUAUCUUAAUCAUGCCGUUGUCCCAGAUUAUCUAAGGACCAAACCUGAUCCAGAGGUCGAACAAACGGAACGUCAAAUGAAUAAUGAAGCAAGUGUAUGUAAUGAUGCAGCCGUCAAAAACUUAAACAAAUGUUGUGAUAAAAUGUUAGAAAGAAUAAAACUUUCUCUACAUAAUUGGAAAAACGAUCAACAGCAAAUGAAAAAUAUAAAACCAACAUUUAAUCAGAAUGACACUGUACAAUUAAUUGCAGCCUCAACGUACGGUCGUGAUAUUUCAAUACAACAGUCUCGAAACCCAACUCAGCUACCACCAGGAGGUGGGAAAAUGCAAACGACAACGGGUGUCAAAAUAGAGUCCCAUCCAUAUUCAAGGCCAUGAUUGCUUAGGAUCAAUGUUUUGGAUCCAUUUGGUAUUGGAAUAUUGUUGUAAAUGCAUUGUCUUAACAUGAAAUGAAGGCUUUGAGCCGUGGGACUGCUUGAAAAAAUAUAUGUAAUAUUCUGACAUUACAUGAAUUAAUAUAUGAGGGAACUGGCGAAUAUGUAGGGGAAUUGUAGUUCAUCUAAAAUUAAUUUUUCUAUCUAGAUUAUGAAGAAGACUGAUGAAAUACAAUAUGAUAAAAACUG
Messenger RNA from Styela clava, 1009 nucleotides. Its product is annotated as mediator of RNA polymerase II transcription subunit 8-like. Lineage: Eukaryota; Metazoa; Chordata; Ascidiacea; Stolidobranchia; Styelidae. Gene Ontology annotation, biological process: regulation of transcription by RNA polymerase II. The record is from RefSeq and is a predicted model, not a curated record. Gene Ontology annotation, cellular component: core mediator complex; mediator complex. Gene Ontology annotation, molecular function: RNA polymerase II cis-regulatory region sequence-specific DNA binding; transcription coregulator activity.